Molecule: messenger RNA, 1413 nt
Organism: Arctia plantaginis
Lineage: Eukaryota; Metazoa; Arthropoda; Insecta; Lepidoptera; Erebidae
Source: the annotation of a GenBank genome assembly
AUGUUACUGAAGUGUUUUAUAUUGUGGUUCAUGAUUAAUUAUGUGCAACCACAAAACUACCUCCUACAAAAUACAUAUCAUCCCCAAGAUCAAAACUCAGUCAAAAGAAAUCCAGUUGAAGUAGAAAGAAGUAAAGAAAUAUCUGUUACGACGACUGUACAGCAAGGUAAUGGCAAAAAAUUAACAAACGAAGCAUUAUCAAAAGGAUCAUCAGCAACGCAGCAAAGUUCUCAGGGACAGAUAGUAUUCAGACCACAAGCAUCACAACCACAAGUAACUAAUGCGGACAAAUUUAACCGUCUCUUAUAUUCUGUAACAAAUGUGGGAAUAAAUUUAUUAAAGAUUAUCAAUUCUAUGGCGACUGGUAACGUAGUAGUUUCACCUUAUUCCGUUAGUUCUCUCCUCAGUUUGCUACAGCAAGGAACUUCCGGAACAACUCAGGAAGAGCUAACGCGAGUUUUGGGUAUGACACCCGAAGCUUUAGCCGCUGCGUAUUCUAGGAUUACUACUGACUACAAAAAUCGUAAUUCCCACAGUAUAAUGAAAACUGCAAGCAACGUUUUCGUUGGAGAGUACUUCAUUAUAAACAGUGAUUUUCAAAGAAUAGCACAAGAAAAUUUCGACAGUGACAUCACCCGUGUAUCUUUUGGAAGACCUGACCUAGCAGCACGUGAUAUCAACAAAUGGGUGGCUUCCAAGACCUUGCAAAAGAUUGAAAAAAUCAUCACUUCAGAUGCUCUCGACUCAUCCACACAAAUGGUUCUUGUUAAUGCAAUUUACUUCAAAGGGCUUUGGGAAGUUCCAUUUAGAGUUGAAGCAACUCGACUAUCGGAAUUCCACCUAAGUAAUGGCGCAACGAAAGUUACCGACUUUAUGCGAAUGAGACAUUCCUUGAAGACUGGCGUGGACCAGACUGCUAAAGCUAAAGUUGUUAUUCUUCCUUUCGAGGGUAACCAGUACUCUCUUAUGGUAAUAUUACCAUCAGCGUCUGACGGUAUUACGAGUUUUCUGGCUAACCUCACAGAUGCACGGUUAUUGAGUUAUCUUAGUUUCCCAGAAGAGGAAACAGAUUUGGAACUACCAAAAUUUGUAGUCAGAGGCGACACAAAUCUAGAAAUUGUUCUAAGAAAUAUGGGCAUCGCUACAAUGUUUAGUUCUUACGCUGAACUCAAUACAUUAGGAACAUAUCAGGGAUACACACCACAUAUAUCGUCAGCUGUGCAUUCGGCAGUGUUGUCAAUAGAUGAAAAGGGUGGAUCAGCAGCUGCUGCUACUGCUUUUGCAGCAGUAGCAUUAUCUUAUGACGAGCCAUCGACAUAUUUUAAGGCUGAUACACCUUUCAUUGUAGUUUUAUGGGAUACUAAGUCAUCUCUACCACUUUUUAUCGCGAAGAUUGAAGAUCCUACACAAUAG